This is a messenger RNA of Liolophura sinensis, 2954 nucleotides long. RefSeq names its product peroxisomal carnitine O-octanoyltransferase-like. Bases 19 to 1866 code for a protein of 615 amino acids. The record is from RefSeq and is a predicted model, not a curated record. Gene Ontology annotation, molecular function: carnitine O-octanoyltransferase activity. Gene Ontology annotation, cellular component: peroxisome. The transcript is spliced from 15 exons. Lineage: Eukaryota; Metazoa; Mollusca; Polyplacophora; Chitonida; Chitonidae.
GAGGCUUAAGAAAUUAAGAUGGACCCUGAUGCUGUGUUCACGACGGAGAGUGACUCCACAUUUGCCCACCAGGAGUCACUGCCAUCUCUCCCCAUACCCCCUCUCGAUCAGACAUUGAGCAAAUACUUGGACUCAAUUCGGCCUCACGUGACCAAUGAAGAAUACUUGAAGACAGAGAGGCUUGUGCGUCGGUUCGAGGAGGGGGCGGGGAGAGACUUACACCGGAAGCUUAUGUCAAGGGCCACCCACCAGCGCAAUUGGUUAGAGAAAUGGUGGGAUGAGAAAGCGUAUUUAGAACUGAGAAUUCCCACUGGCAUCAUGGUGAACUUAGGUGGGCCUACGAUAGUUCCUCAAUUCUGGGCCGCAAAGGAGGGAACUCAGUGCGAGCGAGCCGCUAUGUGGAUAUACUACGCCAUGAAGUACUGGGGACAUCUGAGGAAGGAACGACUGCGUCCUGACAGAACUAAUAAAGGUGCAGUUAUGAGCAUGAACCAGUACCGGAGAGCGUUUAACACCUGCAAGAUACCAGGCCUUAAGAAAGACCAGCUGCUGUGUCAUUUUAAAACAGAGCGCGAAGGCGACUGUCCAACCCACGUGGCUGUAAUGUGUCGAGGUAGAAUAUUCACCUUUGACACAUUCCACGCGGAGACGGACACGCAGUUGACGCCACCAGAACUCGAGGCGCAGCUCAGCCACAUCCGGUCCGUCUGUGACAGUUCCGCCGAGGGCCCAGGUGUUGGCAGUUUGACGGGAGAUGAACGUACCCCGUGGGCUAAGAUAAGAGCCCGGAUGAUCUCGUCUCAUCCCGAGAACUGGGCGUGUCUUCAGGCCAUAGAGACGGCUGUGGUUGCCGUGGUGCUCGAUGAUGACAGUCCACGUGAUGAAUCAGAGUUAUUACUGCGGACACUGGCCGGGAACUCUGUCAACCGCUGGCUGGACAAGUCCUACAGUUUUAUCGUCCAUAAAAAUGGGCUCUCGUCCGCCAACUGUGAUCACGCGCCUUUUGAAGGAGUCAUACUGGUAUCCCUUCUGAAUUACGUGGGAAUGUGCCUACAGCGAUGUGGGGGACAGUGGCAGGGUACAAGGUCACUCCGUCAACUGCCUAACCCUCGGGAACUCGUCUUUCACUUAGAGGAGGCAGUGUUACUGUCCAUAAAGAGGGCGAGAGCUGUCUAUGACGCUGUGGCCAAAAACUUGGAAGUGAGAGUCAGUGAAUUUCGGGAUUACGGGAAGACUUUCCUUCGGCAGCACAAGCUUCAUCCGGAUACUCACGUUCAGCUAGCUUUACAAUACGCUUACUAUAAAACUUACGCCAGACCUGCCCCUACUUACGAGACAGCCACAACUCGUCAGUUUUACAAUGGUCGCACAGAGACGGUUCGCUCUUGCACCAUGGAGGCUAUGGCGUGGAGUAAGGUUAUGCUGGACUCCGGAAAACCGACGUCGGAACGCUUAAGGCUGUAUCUGCUGGCUGCGGACAAACAGAAUAAACUGAUGGAGGAGGCACAGAGUAACCAUGGGUGUGAUCGCCAUCUAUUUGGUCUGUAUUGUUUGGCCGAGGAGGAAGGCAUGCCGAUUCCAGAAAUAUUCACAGAUCCGUCUUAUAGCAAAAGUGGCGGUGGCGGCAACUUUAUACUGUCCACGAGUUUCCUUGGUUACUCACCUGUAUAUGGCGGGGUGGUGCCCAUGUGUGAGAAUGGCUACUGUGUCGCUUAUUGCAUUCAAAACAAACUACUGACUACGGUGGUAACCUCUUGGGUGAGUGACAAAGACACUGACUGUAACCAGUUCACAGACACCAUCCAUGCCUGCCUGCGACAGAUGGGAAGCUUAGUGCAGCAUCGAGAGGCGACAGCCAGGUUGUAGGGACAACAGUGGGACAGGUUGAAGAAAGGGUGGACGUGGGACCAGGCAGUAGGACCAGUGGAACCAGGCUGUAGGGAAACAGGGUGACGUGGCUGUAGUGAGGUGGGACGUGGGACCGGGCUGUAGGUAAAUGGUGGGACCAGGCGGUAGAGAGAUGGGUCGUAGGACUGGGCUGUAGGAAAAUGGUGGGACAAGGCUGUAGGGAAACGGUGGAACCAGGCUAUUGGGAAACAAUGGAACCAGGCUGUUGAGAAACGGUGAAACCAGGCUAUUGAGAAAUAGUGGUACAAGGCUAUUGGGAAACGGUGGAACCAGGCUGUUGAGAAACAGUGGAACCUGGCUGUUGAGAAAUGGUGGGACCAGGCUAUUGAGAAAGGGUGGGACAAGUUUGUUGGUGUACAUGGAAGGCUCAGGGAGGCUCAGUCCCAAUUGUGGGGGUAGAAAGGCCAGGAUGUAGAGAGUUGAAAGGAUUGGCUCUAUGUGGAGAUGGGACGUGGGACCAGGCUUUAGGGAGACGUUGGGACCAUGCUGUAGAGAGCUUUACUCAAGUUGUCGCCAAGUAGCUGCGUUAAAUUCGUUUAUUAUGUGGUCUUUUCACUAGAUGUUUCUAUGUAUGUUACACUAGAUACCAGGUUUCACAGGCUCGCUCGGGUGAAACCUUGUGGUACCGAAUCCACCUGUAAGGAAGAGGGAAGACGUUGUAGUCCCAAGAUCUUUUACCAUCAUUUGAAAAUGUUAUAUAUAAAAUUCUAAAUGUUUGAUUUGUUAAUUUAUUUCGUUGGUGUUUACGCCUUACUCAGAAAUAUCUCACUUGUAGGACUGCAGCCAACAUUAUGGUGAGAGGAAACCGAGCAAAGCUCGGAGGAAACCCACGACCAUCCGCAGGUUACUGCCAGACCUCUAAAUUCUUGGUGCGUUCUUUCAGAAUUUUCAAGUUCUGUCUGAAGCUCAUAUUGUUGUUAUUUGGGUUUGGGAGGAUAUUCCUUUUCACUUCCUUUUUUGCCUUCUUGGAUUCUUCCUUCUUUAGGUCUCUGUAACGCCAACUAACUACGAGAUAAUUUAUCGCUUAUAAGUGUCUCUCUUCUAAU